Messenger RNA from Contarinia nasturtii (swede midge), 6665 nucleotides. It is a transcript of the gene Jarid2, whose product is annotated as protein Jumonji. Gene Ontology annotation, cellular component: nucleus. The record is from RefSeq and is a predicted model, not a curated record. Gene Ontology annotation, molecular function: DNA binding; histone demethylase activity. Bases 541 to 6447 code for a protein of 1968 amino acids. NCBI's taxonomy places the organism in Eukaryota, Metazoa, Arthropoda, Insecta, Diptera, Cecidomyiidae. Gene Ontology annotation, biological process: chromatin remodeling. The transcript is spliced from 5 exons.
ACACAUACACGCACAUACAUGGACAUCUCUACGUAUAUAUGUAAAAAUAUAAGGUAUAUGCAUAGCGAAUGAGAAACAGUGAAGAGUUAAAAAUCACCAACUAAGCGACACAAACAAUAUCGGGUCGUGUGAAUAAGUGAUAAUAUAAAAAUAUAAAAUAUUAGUGUUUUUUUUUGUGUGUGGCAAUCAAAAUAGUUGUAGAUCAGCAGAAUAUUGAAACGCAAAAAAAAAAUCCCACAAAAAAAAAAGACGAAAAAAAAACACACACCGAAACAUCGAGGAGAAAAGAGUGUAGCAACAAAUUCAAUAACAAACGCCGCGCACAUAUAGACAGUAUCCAUAUCAUUUGCAAACAUGUAACCAGUUUUCUGUUUGUGUUUGUAUUUCAAUACGGUGUAGCGUUUAUUCCGUCUCGAUUCGAUUCGAUUAUAUGUUGUAUGCGCUAAAAUUUGCCAGCGAAAAACGAAAAUAAAUAAAAUAAUUAAAUAAUUAUUAGUACAAGUUAGUGGUCGCAUUAAACGAAAUUUCGUACACAGUAAAAUGGUGAUCUCAAAGGUUGGGAAGCGUAAAAGAAAUCCGCCACCGGUUAAGGAAACACGUCCUGUACAGGAACAACCCAAAAGACCUAAAGUUCAAGCACAGCGUAAAUUUGCUCAAGCAUGUGGCGGCGGCAGUGCAUCAUCAACAGUACCAUCCAGUUUGCUUGCAAAUCAAUCGGCGCAAAAUGGGAGCGCAAAACCGGAAGGUGUUAGUCAUGAUCCGCCACAGGAAUUGUUACCAAAUCGGCGGCCAAACACAGAGGACUUUUUAACAUUUCUUUGUUUUCGCGGAACAUCUGUUCUUCCAUCGCACUUAGAUUUUUUCAAUACAAAUAAAAAUUCGGAUCCAAAACAAGCAAAACCGAAAACAGAGAACACAGCAACUAGUUGCAGCUCAAAAGAUGUGAAACAAGAAGAUAAGCGGCCAGAGGUGAAAAAUGAAAAGAUCGACGUUGCGAAGGAUGUUAAAACAGACGCAGAUGCACCGAAAUUCAUACCGUUUGCCGUAAGAAAAAGAGCUGAAACUGUGGUGGCUGGAUCACGUAAGCAAACUGUUCAAGCCUUGAAGAAAAAAUACCAGGACCAACGAAUUGCGAAAAAUAAAGCGCAAUGCAAAACUCGGUCGUCAACGGCCAAAGAAACCGAAGUGAUCAAGGCACCGAAACUCAAGCAAAAUGAUGUGGAUAAAACAUCAAAUGAGAACCCGGCCAGGGGUCGAAAUAAGCGAAAAUUACGUGGCAAUAUUGGAAAUGAUCAGUCUGAUGAAGAAGCUGUUACAAUCAAACCACAGAAGACAGCCAAAGUUACAAAUGGCCGACCAAAUAAAGUAGGUGACACAAACAAAGGUCAAAAGAUAGCUACGCGAACGACAAAAUCAAUUGGUUCAAUCCCACCCAAAUUGGAUGAAAAGGAAAAAGAAGAAGAAAUGGAAGAAAGUACCAGAACAACGAGACAACGGAGCUAUUCGCUACCCAAGUCAGAAGCGAAACCACUUAAAACUGUAGAAAAAAGUGCAAUUCAACAAGAUACUAUAACUCCAAAAGGAAAUAAGAGCAAAAAUGUGAAGAACAAACGUGCCAAUGAAACGGUUGAAGGAGAGUUUUCAUCCGACGAUGAUUUGCCAUUGGUCGAAAAGAAGAAAGGCAAGGCAACGCAUCAAGAGAAAACAAAGCGAAAUUUAAAGCGAAUUUCGAAUCGAAGAAAUCAGUCUGGUGAAUCGAUUGAAAUAGAUAAAUCUGUUGAUAGAAAAUCCGUAAGCUCAUCGGAGCCAGCAUCUAAAAGAAAAACACCUUCGGGCAAUAAAAAAGUGGCGCAAAACAAAAGCGCUUCAAACGAACCAGUACAAGUAAAAUCAACUUGCAGUGAGAAGUCAGAAAAUGAGUCGCAACAUGAAAGUAAAAAGGAUACCAAAGCUGUAAAACGAAAACGCCGUAAUGAGUUCACCGAUCUUUCACAAACCGAUCAAAGUGAAAAUGAAACAAAAACCGGUCGUCCGAUGCGUAAAACGAAAGAAGCUGCUGCCAUUUAUAUGGAACUGAUUGGUCAAAAGUUGAAUUUGAGCGACUUUGAUGAUGAUUUAUCCGUUGAUAGCUUUCCAGAAUUGCCAAAUGUCAAGAAAACCGAACAAAUGGAAAAUGAUAUGAAAGCAAAUUUGGGAAAAGAAAAGCGUGAACUUACAUCCACGCCUAAACGAGGUCGUCCAAAACGAGAAGAGGCGAGUUCGCUGCCAGAUGAAAAGCAUGAACCACCACAAAAAUCUAUCGAAAACGGGCAGAAAGAUGAGAAGCGUAAAACAUCUGAACCAAUUGCAGAGACUGGCGGCAAAGCGAAAUUGGAAAAAAGUUUUAGUGACUCAGAUGACGAACCAUUGGCAACUAAAUUUGAACGAAAAUCAAAAACGCCAAAAGACAAAACAAAUCCGAAGAAAAUUGUUGUUACGCCGACAAACAAAGAUUUGAACCAAGAGAACCGGUCGGAGAAUAAACGCGAUACAUCAUUCAAAAGUGCCGAUAAUUCAUUCGAAUGCAAACCAUUGGAAACUACAGCUCAAAAUACGAUUUUGGCCCAAAAUUCAAGCAUGACAACACCAGGUAAAAAUAAUAUAUCAACAACCACUGAGCCAACAACAAAAACGAAAAAUACAUCGUCGCCGCCAAAGAGCAUUGACUUGAAUGAAACCGAAUUCAAAAUGCCCGCCGAAAGUGUGAAGCAACUAUUGAGUCCGCCAAUCAAUGUGAGUCCGAUAAAAAUGGCAUCGAUAAGAGGGAAUGCUAGAGAUAAAACGGCCGAAGCUUUUAACAAUAAUCUACUUCAAGCAUCAUCAUCUGGCAAAACAACGGCACAAAAUAUAUCAGCGAUUUUGGCCGAUUUGAUGCCGAGCAAAGAAGAAUCGGGAAAAAUAUUCGGCAUUGCCAGCGUAACUCUUGCACAAAGUUCAGGUCCAAUAGACACCAAAUGCACCCUUGGUAAAUGUGGUUCAAUACACAAGCCGUCAUUGGGACCGGGUGUACCAACUGAGUCUUAUUUGGGCGAUCAAAUGUCGAACAAGGAUAGGCGAAAGGCCAAGGUUAAUAUGACCCAUGAACAAAUCGAGAAAUGGUUGUCAGAAUGCUCAAUGACCGCUGUUCCAUUCGUAAAUGACUCGCUUGAUGAUGAAAUCGAUUUGACAAUUCCACCGAAACCAAUAAAUUAUCUGUCAACGCCUUCGCCAAAACGCGAGUCAGACCAUGCUAGAGACGAAGUUCCAUCAUUGACAAAAGUAAGAACUCAGACGCCAAAAGAGGGUAAAUCAGUUCAAGUACGUCAAACCACACCUGUAAAAGGUAAAAUGAAUUUACUUCCGAAAGGAGAAUGCUCGGCUAAGACUGCUUUUGCGAAAAAAGAAGAUCAAUUUACCGCAAAUCAAUCGAAACCAAUUGUUGCCAAUAAAGAUAAUGUAACAGUAACCGAAAAAUCAAUGGCUUCCAAAAAGUCUGCAUCAGCAAAUCAAAAUACAAACGCAAAUGCAAAUGUAGACGAAUCAAAAGGUGAAUGCAUCAAACCGAUUUCGGCGGUAAAAACCCAAACAUCACCAAAUAAACCAAAUGUGAAAGGUGUGACAGUGACACCAGAUAAAAAACCCAUUUAUAAUAGACGAACACCGGUUUACAAUACGAAAAAAAGUGAUCAGGGCAUUGUUAAAAGUCCGCCGGUGGUUAACACAUUUUGUGCAUUCUCACCCGAAAAUGAGGCGAGUGUUUAUUCAUUUGACAAAGAAGAGGACACAAUACAUGCAUCUAUUCCAUUUCGUAGACACAGUCGACGGGGAUCCACACAUUCAAAAAAUAAUGAAAAUGAUACAUCAAUUAAAACGACCAACAUUACACCGAUCAGUAAACCAAGUCCAAAGGAUCAACAAACGAAAAAGCAACAACUUUCGUUGUCCCUAUGUCUCGAUGAUGCUAAUCGAUCGGCAGCCACAGUAGUUGCAACGACAAAACAAAAUGCCAACGAUAAAGUAAAGAAACUUUCAUUAAAUGAAAGUGAUUUGGUAAAGGCAAUGGCCGCAUCAGAUAACGAUGGACGAGACUCUGAUUCUGAAGGUCAUACUUUCUAUAUACCCCUUCAAUGUAUGGGCAAUAGUUCGGUUGGCAAUUCAUCCGAUCAGCUCAUUCAAGGAGUGGCUGUUAAAUUGGGCACUGAAGGACCCGAAGGCCCCAAUCAAAAAGUUAUCAUGCAUGCCAAACUGGUGACUAAAUCUCAAAUGGGUGCGAAUGCAACACCAAUACCGGAAGGCAUGGGAAUGGCAAACAUACAUGAAAUUGUUAAAAAUUUAAUUGCCAACAAAGAAAUGGCCAGUACCAAAUCAGUGCCAAUUGGUACAGUUCAGCCACGUUUAAAGGUCAACGAUCUAACAAAACCAAGUACAUCUACACUACCCACUGAAAUAGUAUUAUCAAAUCAACCGUCUGCAUCGAAUUUAACACGUCACAAUUCGAAUCAAUCGCUAUUUUCUCAGAAAACCAAAAGCACAAAACGUCCAAAAAACGAGCAAACCAUUCAACCAAGCAACAAUACAGCAUUUCCGCGUUACGAUGAUCCAGCUCAGAUGGUCGAAGCGCCGGUAUUCCGGCCAACCGAAAAAGAAUUCCAGGAUCCAAUUGAGUUUAUAAAUCGUAUUACACCAAUUGCUGCUCGUUUCGGUUUAUGUCGUAUUAUUCCGCCAUCGACAUUCAAACCAGAGUGUAAAAUAUCCGAUGACAUGAGAUUCACCGCCUACAAUCAGUAUGUGCAUAAAAUGUUGCAUCGAUGGGGUCCCAGUGUGAAAGAGUUCAGUGCAAUUAAAAAGUAUUUGGCCACUCAGUGUAUUACGUUGAAUCAACCACCAUUGAUUGGUGGCAUGGAAGUUGAUUUACCUCGAUUAUAUCAUACCGUUCAAGAGUUGGGCGGCCUCAAAGAGGUGAUUGAGAAGAAAAAAUGGGCUCGUGUUGCCGAAGAGAUGUGUAUACCAAAAUCGGCACAAGAUCGUGUUACAAAACUUGAUGACAUUUAUUGCAAAUAUUUGUUGCCAUAUGAUACACUUUCACCGUCUGAACGUCAGAAAUUAUUUGAAAGUGUGGAAGCCGAUUGGGCAAAGAGUGAGGCAAAAGCCCGUCGAAAUGCCGACCGAAGUGCAUUGAGCGAAAGCAAUUCAAAUGAAAACUCUGACUUUGAAGAGCAAUCGGACGAAGACGAUAAUGAAUCGGGUGAUAGCGGUUCAAUGGAAUGCAUUGUUAAGGGAAAAAGUACGGCGCUGAGCGCCUUCUUCCGAGUAGCCAGAAACACAAUGGCAUUAUGGUUUCGAAACACCGAACCAGCGACCAGUGAAGUUGAAACCGAAUUUUGGCGACACGUCGCUGUUCGUGACAGCCAUGUAUGCGUGCAUUCUGGAUCCAUUGAUUCAAGUGGUUGGGGAUAUGGUUUUCCAACACCUGGACCAAAAACAAAGAAUUCAACAUGCAGCAAACAUCCAUGGAAUUUAAAAGUUCUUACUAAUAAUCAUAAUUCAAUUUUACGAUCGAUUGGACCAAUUACAGGUGUAACCGUGCCCACACUUCAUGUUGGUAUGCUGUUCAGCGCUUGUUGUUGGUAUCGUGAUCCACAUGGUUUGCCAUGGAUCGAAUACUUACAUACGGGUGGUAGUAAAAUUUGGUACAGCGUACCAAAUGAACAAAGUGCCAAUUUCCGUACAGCAUUCACAUCACUUGUACCAACAUUGUCAAAUAAAACCGUUUGGCUUCCGUGUGACACGGCAAUGGUACCACCGCACAUGCUCACUGACCGUGGCGUUUCACUGUGCCGAACCGAGCAAGAGCCAGGCCAAUUCGUUGUCGUAUUUCCGCGAGCUUAUACAUCCAAUAUAUGCACCGGAUAUUCCAUAUCGGAGAGUGUAUACUUUGCACCAAUGUCUUGGCUAGAAACAGCAAAAGAAGAUUUUAAGGAUAUACACGACAGCUGUGAACCAGCAAUGUUCUCCUUGGAACAGCUUCUAUUUUCGGUUGCGUCGGACGUUCGAACUAACGUGGAUAUUUUGGAAACUGUACUUCCUAUGCUCAAAGAGGUGUACGAACGUGAAAUUAAAGAAAGAUCUGAGAUUCAGGCCUCCGGUGUUAAUCAAACCGAAAAAAUUGUACUCAAACCAAAAAAGCCACAAGCAGAGGAAAAUGAAUGUGAUAUCUGUCGUGCAAAUGUGUACAUUUCAUGGAUUCGUUGUGACGAUGACAGCAUCUACUGUUUACACCAUGCCGUAAAAUAUUUAAAAAAUAAUCGCAUACAAGCCAAGCAAUGCAAGCUACUAUUUAUGUAUAAAAAAGAAGAAAUCGAAGAUCUUAUUAACAAAGUCAAUGAAAAGAUAAAUCAACAUAAGAAAAAGAUUGAGAAUAAAAAAUAAAUGUGUAGCGCCGUGUAGCGCCAACUUAUGUCAGUUGCCAUCAUUGUAUAAAUUCAGCUAAAUGAUUGUAUAUAAUAUUAAAACAAUAUUCAUAAAAUUCUAAUAAUUAUAUUUAUAAUUGUAUAAAUUUGCCCGUAAUUUCCAUUGUGUUAUCGUCGAAAUUUCGUUUAUUUCAAUAUUUAAGUGAAUUUAUAAACAAAUAUAUAAAAACAAUGAAA